CGUUCCUCUUCAGCCUCGUGAUGACAGCAACAAAAACUACUGGAUUGAAAUCCAACAUAACAAACAAUGGCGCCUUCUGAAAAGAUGAUCGUCGCAGAGCUUCGCUCAGCUAUCCUAUCUACAUUCAAUGGCCCAGACCGCACGCUCUUGACUGUAAAAAAGAUUCGCGCAAAGGUUGAGGAAGACUUGAACCUCCCUAAUGAUUUCUUUUCGCAGGGAGCAUGGAAAGAGAAAUCGAAGACGCUGAUCAGGACAUACGCACAAGAGUUGAUGGAUGGGGAAGAAGCAGCAGGAGGAGCGACAUCAUCGCCGGUUAAAGCCAAGCCAGAGAGCACACCACAACCAACCCCGAAGAAGAUUACUCCAUUGAGAAAGGGCACGAAACGCGCAUCACAAGAGAAGCAGGAAAGACCAAAGAAGCGCCAAAAGAAAGAGGAGACUCCUAUUUCUGACGAGGAAAUUGACGAACCAACUGAAGAAGAGUCGGAGGAGGCUGAGGAAUCUGAGUUUGGAGACUCCGAAGACAGCGAUGAUAAAGGUAGAAAGAAGUCUAAGGCCAAAGGUCCAAAGUGUGCUUCAAAGAGCAGGGCAAAGGUCGACUCUGACUCAGGAGAGGAUGAUGAGAGUGAAGACUCCUUACCAGAUUCCUUGGUAGAUUCCGACGAUAGCGAUGCGCCCAAGAAGAAGACAAAACCCAAGUCAAAGCCAGCCGCGAAACCCACACCUAAACGCCAGGUGAAGACCAAGCCCAAGGCCAAACAUGUGUCUGAGGACGAAGAAGAUGAGCCAGAAGAACCACCGAAAACAGCGACAAAGGAUAUAGUCGAUUCCGAGGAAGAACCAGAAGAGACUGACACCGCCUUGGCGCCCAAGAAAGAAGAGCACAAAUCUCAAUUCAUGAAGGCACCCUCAGCAGAAUCCUCAGAGCUCACUCCAGUCCCCAAAGAUGCCGACCUCUCCGACAGCGAGAUGUCAGUCGUUCUCGACGAAGAACCUAAACCAAAGCGAAAGCGAAGAUCCAAGGUCGAAAUGGCAGAUCCCUCAUCUCGAGCCCCCAAACCCGCCAAAGCCCCCAAAGAGCCAAAAGCCGCCAAACCGGCCAAGACUAAAGCCAAGGCCCCGCCUGCAGGCAAAGAUCUAACAGAGGAUGAGCAGCAGAUCAAGACGUACCAAUCACAGCUCAAGAAAUGCGGUAUAAACAAGAUCUGGCAAUUCGAGCUAAAGCAAUAUGGAGACGACAAUAAGGCCAAGAUCCGACAUCUGCAAGGAGUGUUGAAGGACAUUGGUAUGACGGGGCGUUUCAGUGAAGCGAGAGCUCGGGAGAUCAAGGAGAUGAGGGAGUUGCAAGCUGAUUUGGAAGCUGUCAAGGAGGGAGAGAAGUCAUGGGGUUUGGACAGUGGACGAAGAGCGAGUCGGGGUGGAUCGAAGAAGAAGAGUCUGAAAGAGGAUAGUGAUGAAGAUGACGAGGGUGGUGAUGCAGGGGAUGAUGAUGACGAAGACGAGAAGAAGGCGAGCAACAGUCGAAGUUCGAGUGAGCAACCGGCGGCGAGAAAACCAAGGGCUAGAGCCGCGUUGGCGUUUCUGGAGGAUGAGGACAGUGAUGAAUGAUCUCACGGCCCUUAAAGAUAUGUGCGAUCAAUCAUCUAUGGAUUGGGAUCUUUGGAGCGGAGUCCACCCAGGAGACUAUAUAUAGUAUGAGCAUUCACAUAGGACCUACGUAGUACGAGUAAUGCAAUGUCUUCACAAUUAAAAGGUUCAACAAACACCAAUGCAUCAUUGUUCGCUAUCAAUCCAUUCCGCCUAAAUUAACAAGACACCUAGAACAUGCCCAACAGAUCCUCGUUGGUUUUCUUCCCUCCUUGCAGCUGCUGUUGUGGCGGAGGAGGCUGACUUGCGCCGCCUAAAUCUAGCCCUGCGAACCCGUUCAUCAUAUCAUUUUGCAUUGAACUCGGACCCGCAGUAGAACUCGACCCAUU
Messenger RNA from Mollisia scopiformis, 1976 nucleotides. RefSeq lists its product as uncharacterized. The coding region runs from base 67 to 1608 and encodes 513 amino acids. The record is from RefSeq and is a predicted model, not a curated record. Gene Ontology annotation, cellular component: nucleus. NCBI's taxonomy places the organism in Eukaryota, Fungi, Ascomycota, Leotiomycetes, Helotiales, Mollisiaceae. The transcript has 2 exons.